AAGAGGUUCUCCAACAACUCUCAUGUUUGCCAACUACUCGGCUUUGGCUAUACAAUUUGGAUAUCAUCUCUCUUUCAUUUGACACUUUAAGUUGCAAAAAUCAUGGAUUCUUGCAAGAACUAAAAAUUGAAUCAUGCCCACAGCUUGACCAGAUUGUGAUGAAUGGAAGUGGGAGUCAUCUCAAAUACCUCUCUAUAAGUGAUGUCAAAAAACUGGCAAACAUUAUUUGGAAAAAUCUAUCGCCUCCAGAAUGUUUUCAUGUGUUGAAGUGGUUAUAUAUAAUAGGAUGUAAUUUGGAUAAUUUAGCUUGGGUCCUGCAUCUCCCAUGUCUAUAUUAUUUACAUAUAGAAGAUUGUGCAGAGAUAGAAAUGUUGUUUUACAUGGAAGAGGAGAGAGAAAUUCAACAACAAGAAGUCUCAGAACACCGCCCAACAUUCCCUGCAUUGGAAUUUCUAAAGAUAACUAAUCUACCAAAAUUAGUGAGCAUAAGCAAUUUUGCAUUGGAUUUCCCUCAACUUUCAAGCCUUGCACUAUGUGAUUGUGCGGAGAUAAAAACAUUGGUUUACAUCGAGGAGGAGAGAGAAAUCCAACAACAAGAAGUCUCAGAACACUGCCCAACAUUCCCUGCUCUGAAAGAUAUACUUUUAAUAAAGCUACCAAAAUUAGUGAGCAUAAGCAAUUUUGCAUUGGAUUUCCCUCGACUUUCACAGCUUAUAGUGUAUAAAUGUCUUAAUCUAAAGAAGUUACCAUUCAAGAGUGGCAUUAACAACAACAAUCAAAGAAUGAUAUUGAUUGAUUGUAAGAGAGAAUGGUGGGAAAGCUUAGAGUGGGAUGAUGCCACCAUCCCAUCUCACAUUCUGCCACGUUUCAGAAUGAUUCAAUGUGCAACUUAUAACAUUGAGAAAUCAUGUCAUCCAUUUGACAGGUCUUUAAUUUCCGGGGUUUUACAUCUCCAAAAGCUUCUCAGAACUACAAUUUCUCUUCGCAAUUAAUCAGUGAUCUACCAAAGUUACUGUGCAAUUAUGCUCUGGAUUGCUCGUGUUGUUUCUGGUUUUCUUCUCAAAUCUGAAACUCUUUGAUUGGUUUUUUAUUUAUGCCGAUGUGAAGACAUUAUUAUUUGGUUUCCAAGUUUGAGGUUAAUGAGCAAAACAAAGGCAAAAGGUGUUAAUUGAUAAAUGUGUUGCUACAGUUGGUAAAGCUAUUUAUG
Dioscorea cayenensis subsp. rotundata (Guinea yam) is the source of this 1207-nucleotide messenger RNA. RefSeq names its product disease resistance protein RPS2-like. Lineage: Eukaryota; Viridiplantae; Streptophyta; Magnoliopsida; Dioscoreales; Dioscoreaceae. Bases 159 to 992 code for a protein of 277 amino acids. The record is from RefSeq and is a predicted model, not a curated record. The transcript has 3 exons.